Oryzias latipes (Japanese medaka) is the source of this 2310-nucleotide messenger RNA. It is a transcript of the gene atp6v0e2, whose product is annotated as ATPase H+ transporting V0 subunit e2. The record is from RefSeq and is a predicted model, not a curated record. Gene Ontology annotation, cellular component: proton-transporting V-type ATPase, V0 domain. Gene Ontology annotation, molecular function: proton-transporting ATPase activity, rotational mechanism. Gene Ontology annotation, biological process: proton transmembrane transport. Lineage: Eukaryota; Metazoa; Chordata; Actinopteri; Beloniformes; Adrianichthyidae.
CACAGCCAAAGCUGCUGGCAUCCUCGGCAGCCAUUGAUGAGCGUUCAUUCCAAGAGGACGACCCGACCAGAUCUCCGCGUGUUUGCGUGUCCGUGCGGGCGGCAGUCAUGGUGUCCCACUCUCUCGCCCUGCCCAUCAUCUGCUUCACCACGCUGUGGACCCUGGUGGGCGUGGUGGCUCCGUUUCUGGUUCCGAAAGGACCGAACCGAGGAGUCAUCGUCACCAGCCUCAUCCUGACGGCCGUCUGCUGCUACCUGUUCUGGUUGGUGGCCAUCCUGGCUCAGGCCAACCCUCUGUUUGGACCUCAGCUGAAGAACGAAACCAUCUGGUACCUGCGGUACUACUGGGAGUAAACGGUUGUGACGUGUCGCCUGGUUUGUCUGUGAGGGUUCGCUGGACGUGACCUCCUCGCCGUUUCUCCUCGCCGUCCCCCCUCCUCUCAGCUGCAGCGCUGCAGGAUUUCAACGCCAUCGUUCAGUUUUCUUUGCAAACCUGGGACACGUUCGGGACAGCAGGUGUCUCUUUCUCAGAGCAGAGCUCCAAUCACAACGGCUGAGACCUGGCUCCUCCCCCUCCACAGAAAUGUGAUGUCAUUUCCUCUCUGUUGCAUAAAGACGUGGCUCUCUGGGUGUAAUUACUUUAGCCUUUGUGCGCGGCUGUGGUAAACCGCCAUGUCUGCGCUCGCCGUGUUGUUGUGACAUUACAGCGAGGGGGGGGUCAGGUCACUGUGUGUGAGUGAGAAUGCCCCCCCCCCUUUCUGUAACUCGCCACUACAUUCCACCUCCAGCUCUGCUCCGCUGAGGUCCCGGUUGCCAUGGUGAUCCCAAUUCAGUCCUCCACUCGACCCCUUUUGAUGAGUUCCCGCCGCCCCCGUGCAGAUGUCCCUCCGGGGGCGGGGUUUCUGUUUGGAGCAUGCCGACCCCCCCGAACCUGCUUUUCUUCCUCCAGGUGUGACGUCUCUUUCACGCAUCCGUAUCAUCGCGGCGAACCGCCCCGCCUGCCGACCACAGCCCCUCCCCCAUCCCUCCCCCCAGUCCGUUUCUCCAAAACCACUUCGCUUCAGCCAAAAAGAAACAAAAUCAAAAUACAGCUACUUUUUAGAAAGACCAAAUUGUGUUUUUUUCCUGCCCCCCUCCCUCACUCCUCAGCCCCUCUUCGUGGCGGCGGCGGCGACAAACGCCUGAGCGGCACCGGUUCCAGGUGCUUCAGCUGGUUCUGCUGAGAACAGCAGCUGCAGAACCUUUGGAGGAAAACACUUUCCGGGUUUGGAAACAACCGAACCAAACGUGUCCCUCUGUGGGAACGCCGCUUCAAAUGAAAAGAUUCCUAUUUUUAAAUCAAAAACUAUAAGCUCCGCCUUCACCCCGCCCACCUGAUUACUUGUAAAAACCAGUGAAGGACCAGAAAUGGGGGGGACAAAUGAGUCUGACAGGGGUUUAUAGAAAUCAAUAGAUGCCUGUCAGUUAAAAGACGGCGUCACCCAUCCCUGAAAUGUUUAGGUAAAAUUUUAACCUUUUGGCUCUUUGCUCCGCCCCUCAAACUGCCAUAGCUCCAAUCGUGUACCUAAUUAACACAAUUUUGAUGGAUUCUGACGUUUUUUUUUGGGUCAGAAUCAGCUGAUUGACAUCGAUUGCUCAAACGCUUCACUACUGGUUGUAAAGCUGCCGUUCUCCACUUUCAGAAGCCGCUGGAACUGCGUUGAAAAUAAUAAUAACUGCGUUAAAGGUUCAAGAGUUAUCGAAGAACGUCAACACUGGAGCUCCACUAUAACCCAGUUUAGCAGAAUAUACUAUCUCAUCAGUGUUCUACCUGCUGGCCAAACAACCCCGCCUAGUGGUUGUGCGGUGAACUGCAUGAGCUUCAAUCCGGAGGGUUCUCAGUUCCUUCUGCGAACUUCUCAGGAUUUCUUUCUUAGUCUGAGAAUAUUCCAUCUUCGGUGUUGGGACAGCAUCCAACGUCAGCGCGCCCACCGAGCCGGACGCUGGACCAAAGGAGCAGCAGAGGGGUGGAGAUGAUCGAACUGUUGGGCAAACGUACGACCAAGACGGAAAUGAUUGUUUUCAUGUAAGCAGCAGCAGGAGAUGCAUCAGUGAGAUGAAGGGACUGAACAAACACCCUGAAUCAUCUCAGGCUGGACCGGACUCCGAGUGUAUUUGGGGUCGCCAUGGCAACGAGGAAACGAGCCACUCGUGUACAUAACAAUGGAGAUCAGAUAUGUGUGUGUUCCUGUGUUUGUGUGAUUAUUCUGUGUGUGUGGCAUCACAUGUGACCCCCCCCCACCCCUCAAUAAAGCGUGGAGUCCUGAAGUCA